UUAAAUAAUUCUAAUUUUCAGAUGGAUUUAUCCAAAGCAAAUUUAAUGAUUUUAAUGUCGAAAGAUACUCCAUAUUAUGGAACUUUACUUACUCUUCGUGCGCUGGAAGUUGACAUUGGAAAAAUUGUAUCACUUGUUGAUAAUACUGCUCCUUUACAACAAGUGAAUAAAUGUGGUUUACUAUUAAAUGGAGUGAUGCUAAAUAAUGAUUCAUCAAUUGCUCGAUUUAUUGCGCAAAAUUCUUCAGAUCAUUUAUUAAAAAGAGAUUUAAAAGAACAAUUUCUAAUUGAGAAUUUUAUUUCUUUAUUUGAAUUAAUCAAUGAGAAAAGUGCAAAUCAACAGAUAAAACGUGAUGCAGAGAAACAGAUAAUUGACCUGGCUACACAAAAUUUAAAAAAUGGUGGACAAUUUCUUGUAGGAAAUGCUCUUAGUCUUGCCGAUUUAUUAUUUUUCAUUUUGUCUUCGAAUAAUUUAUUUAAUAAACAUUUUGAUAUGAUUUUACAAAAUAAACACUUUCAAUCUGUUCACAAUUUUGUUAAUUCAAUUAAAGUACAUCCUACUUCGUCUACACAAAUUUCUGAAAAUAAGAAUUGUGGCGAUAAAAAACAAAAAGAAAAUAAAAAACCGAACGAAGGCAAAAAAGAAAAUAUUAAGCUAAACAACAAAUUAAAGAUGAAGGGAAAUUUGUGGAACUUGAAGGCGCGGAAAUGGGAAAGGUUGUUUUAUUUACAUAUUGGACAUGCAAAAGCAGCAUUAUUAAAUCAAUAUUAUCAACAAACAUUUAAUGGCAAGUUAAUUUUGAGAUUUGAUGAUACAAACCCUGCCAAAGAAGAUGCACAUUUUGAAGAGGUUAUAAUUGAAGAUUUGAAAAUGUUAAAAAUUCAACCUGACCAAUUGACACGUACAUCUGAUCAUUUUGAUUUACUUAUUAACUACUGUGAACAACUUUUAAAAGAUGGGAAAGCUUAUGUUGAUGAUACAGAUUCUGAAACGAUGCGCAAAGAGCGUGAGGAAAGGAUUGAAUCAAAAAAUAGAAAUAAUUCACCAGGAGAAAAUAUGUCUUUAUGGAACGAAAUGCUUUUAGGAACUGAAAAAGGUCUGGGUUGUUGUGUUCGAAUAAAAAUUGACAUGAAAAACAACAAUGGAGCUCUGAGGGAUCCAACAAUUUAUCGGUGUAAAACUGAACCACAUUUACGUUUUGGAGAUAAAUAUAAAGUUUAUCCGACUUAUGACUUUGCGUGUCCAAUUGUUGAUAGUAUUGAAGGAGUAACACAUGCUCUUAGAACUACAGAGUAUACUGAUCGUGAUGAACAAUAUUUCUUUAUAUGCGAUGCUUUGGGAAUUAGAAAACCUCAUAUUUGGGCAUACGCGAGAUUAAACAUGACAAAUACUGUGAUGAGUAAAAGAAAGCUUACUUGGUUGGUUGAUGAACAUUUAGUUGAUGGAUGGGAUGAUCCUAGAAUGCCCACUGUGAGAGGUGUUAUGCGUCGUGGUUUAACAGUAGAGGGACUUAAACAAUUCAUUUUAGCCCAAGGUGGGAGUCGUUCGGUUGUUACUAUGGAAUGGGACAAAAUAUGGGCUUUUAAUAAAAAGGUUAUUGAUUCAACUGCUCAUCGCUAUACAGGCCUUGAUAUGGCAGAAAUUGUACCAGUUAAAAUUAUUCAACAAAUAAAUACUGAAAUUCGUCAAAUACCUUUACUUCCAAAGGAACCAGAAGGUUCAAAAAAGGAUGUUUGGUUUGGAAAAGAAUUAUUUAUAGAACAAAUCGAUGCAAAGUGUAUGAAACCUGGAGAUUCUGUGACAUUUAUAAAUUGGGGAAAUAUGCGUAUAAUAAAAGUAAUUCUUGAUGAUAAAACUGGUAAAGUCAUUAAUGUUGAGGCUGAAUUGGAUUUAGAUAAUAAAGAUUAUAAAAAAACACUUAAAGUAACUUGGCUAACAAAUACAGACCCUAAAACAACUAAUUUUGUUGUUAAAACUGUUAAAUACAACCAUAUUAUCAACAAAGACAUUGUAGGAAAGGAUGAAGAUUGGAAGGCAUUUGUUAAUCGUGAUGGUAUUCAUUAUAAUUCUUUAUUGGUGGAGGAAGCAAUGAAAAAUGUGAUAAAGGGUGAAAUUAUUCAAAUACAACGAAAAUCUUUUUAUAUUUGUGAUUCAAAAACAAAUGAAAGUCUUGUAUUAAUUGAAAUUCCUGAUGGUAAGGCGGUAGCUUCAACAAAGAAAUGA
Molecule: messenger RNA, 2223 nt
Organism: Meloidogyne enterolobii
Lineage: Eukaryota; Metazoa; Nematoda; Chromadorea; Rhabditida; Meloidogynidae
Source: the annotation of a GenBank genome assembly